Loxodonta africana (African savanna elephant) is the source of this 1104-nucleotide messenger RNA. It is a transcript of the gene VWC2, whose product is annotated as von Willebrand factor C domain containing 2. Gene Ontology annotation, cellular component: AMPA glutamate receptor complex. The record is from RefSeq and is a predicted model, not a curated record. Gene Ontology annotation, molecular function: protein binding. The transcript is spliced from 3 exons. Gene Ontology annotation, biological process: negative regulation of BMP signaling pathway. Lineage: Eukaryota; Metazoa; Chordata; Mammalia; Proboscidea; Elephantidae. Bases 1 to 987 code for a protein of 328 amino acids.
AUGCCCAGUUCCACGGCGAUGGCAGUUGGCGCGCUCUCCAGUUCCCUUCUGGUCACCUGCUGCCUGAUGGUGGCUCUGUGCAGUCCAAGCAUCCCCUUGGAGAAGCUGGCCCAGGCACCUGAGCAGCAAGGCCAGGAGAAGCGCGAGCACGCGUCUCGGGACAGCCCGGGGCGGGUGAGCGAGCUCGGGCGCCCCGCGAGGGACGAGGGAGGCAGCGGCCGGGACUGGAAGAGCAAGGGUGGCCGCGGACUCGCCGGCAAGGAGGCGUGGAGCAAGCAAAAGCAGGCCUGGGCCCCCCAGGGCGGGGGUGCCAAGACCGGCGACCUGCAGGUCCGGCCCCGCGGGGACACCCCGCAGGUAGAGCCGCCGGCCGCCGUUGCCGCCCUGGCCCAGGACGCUACCAGCCCGGAACUCUCACCCACGCCAGAACCGCUAGAGGAGUACGCAUACCCGGACUACCGCGGCAAAGGCUGCGUGGACGAGAGCGGCUUCGUGUACGCGAUCGGAGAGAAGUUCGCGCCGGGCCCCUCGGCCUGCCCGUGCCUGUGCACCGAGGAGGGGCCGCUGUGCGCGCAGCCCGAGUGCCCUCGGCUGCACCCGCGUUGCAUCCACGUCGACACAAGCCAGUGCUGCCCGCAAUGCAAAGAGAGGAAGAACUACUGUGAGUUCCGGGGCAAGACCUACCAGACUCUGGAGGAGUUCGUGGUGUCUCCCUGCGAACGGUGCCGCUGUGAAGCCAGCGGGGAAGUGCUGUGCACAGUGUCCGCGUGUCCUCAGACGGAGUGCGUGGACCCCGUGUACGAGCCCGACCAGUGCUGCCCGAUCUGCAAAAACGGUCCAAACUGCUUUGCAGAAACUGCUGUCAUACCAGCUGGAAGGGAAGUGAAGACUGACGAAUGCACCAUUUGUCACUGCACGUACGAGGAAGGCACGUGGCGAAUCGAACGGCAAGCCAUGUGCACCAGGCAUGAGUGCAAACAAAUGUAGACCAUGUACAAUACAAAACUGAUGUUUUUCUAGGAUAUUUUACUGAAGCGAACAUUCUAGUUGACCCUGGGAAAUAUAAAUCAAAAGAAGACCUUUGAUGAGGAAUAAUGGAAAAUU